AUGGCUGACUCAACGGAUCUCAACCUGGACGAUGCGCCCAGUGACCUUCAAGACAUUCCGGAGCUGGCAAUGCAAUUGGUGCCCCCUCCAGAAGGUACAUACCCUGACAAAAACACUCUUCUCACUGCGGUUCAAGACCAUGGAAAGGAACAUGGCUAUAAUGUGGUGGUCAAGUCUUCAAGUACGCCUACCGAGAAGAAACCUGGCCGUACUGCCAAGAUUUGGCUGCGCUGUGAUCGUGGCGGGCACUAUCGGCCGCGCAAUGGCUUGACCGAGGAGACACGAAAGCGCCGUAGAACAUCGCGUUUGAUGGACUGUCCUUUUAUGCUUGUCGCCGCUGGGUCUCCGGGUAUCUGGAGCCUGACGGUUUUGAAUGCCACGCACAAUCAUGGCCCCAUCAUCGAAAAGCCACGCCAAGUGCCUCACCACAAAGUGCGCAAGGGCCAGAUUCCAGCCCUUCCAUAUGAUUGGCCGCAUGAUGCAACAUUUACCAAGUACACCACUGCUCUAGUGAUCAUUGACAUGCAAAAAGACUUCUGUUUGCCCGAGGGAUACCUAGGAUACCAGGGCUAUGAUAUUUCUGGCACACGGGCCUUGAUUCCUCGUCUGCAGAAAUUGCUAAAAGCUUUCCGCGAUGCGGAAUUCCCAGUAUACCACACUCGCGAGGGCCACCGCCCCGAUCUGUCCACUCUUUCCAGUCGUGAGGCAUAUCGGUCUCGCAACAAUGCUUCGGGCCUGGGAAUUGGCUCCACUGGUCCCAUGGGCCGCCUACUCAUUCGCGGCGAACCAGGCCACGACACCAUUGAUGAAUUGUAUCCCACAGAAAAUGAGCCAGUAAUCGACAAACCCGGCCGCGGUGCAUUUGCACAUACUGACUUUGAGCUUCUUCUGCGCAACAAAGGAAUCAAGAAUCUCGUCCUAGCAGGUGUGACGACCGAUGUGUGCGUCUCGACCACCAUGCGCGAGGCCAAUGACCGUGGUUUCGACUGUGUUCUUUUAGACGACGGUAGUGCAGCCGCUGAACCAUCACUACAUAUUGGCACGGUUGAGUCAGUCAAGAUGGAAGGCGGUAUCUUUGGAUCUGUUGCCAAAUUGGAAGAUGUCAUCCAAGCACUCGACAAUUCCGUCAAAGCCGCCCACGCACUCAAAAACGCCAAUGUGAAGAAGCUGGCUCCUCAGAUUACAAUCUAG
Molecule: messenger RNA, 1191 nt
Organism: Penicillium soppii
Lineage: Eukaryota; Fungi; Ascomycota; Eurotiomycetes; Eurotiales; Aspergillaceae
Product: cysteine hydrolase family protein
Exons: 4
Coding region: 1-1191 (396 amino acids)
Source: RefSeq, a predicted model, not a curated record